Messenger RNA from Spinacia oleracea (spinach), 1530 nucleotides. RefSeq lists its product as uncharacterized. The coding region runs from base 1 to 1530 and encodes 509 amino acids. NCBI's taxonomy places the organism in Eukaryota, Viridiplantae, Streptophyta, Magnoliopsida, Caryophyllales, Amaranthaceae. The record is from RefSeq and is a predicted model, not a curated record. The transcript is spliced from 2 exons.
AUGACACCCAACAGAGUGAGCAUGCGUCCUCGUAUGAUCUCGAGCCGUCGUGAACCAACUUAUCAUAUCCAACAGGGAUUGAAUAACUUGACGUUGAGACACAUGAGCACUCCCUUCUGUGACGACAUAAUGAACGCCCCGAAAGAGCCUAAAGUCAAAACUCCCACCAUUGAAGCUUAUGACGGUACCACCGACUCAGACAUGCAUCUAGUUGCAUACCGUCACCACAUGUAUGUUCAAGGAACCAAUGAGGCCACAUGGUGCAAAUAUUUCCCAGCCACCCUUAAAGGAGUGGCGUCCAAAUGGUUUGAACGACUGCCCCCAGGGUCAAUUGCUUCCUUUAACGAGCUACAAACCUUGAUCUCCACCAGGUUCAUGGCAUACAAGGAAGAAAGGAAAACAAGCAUGCCCUUGGGACGCAUUCAACAAGGAAAAGAUGAGUAUUUGCGAAGCUAUGUCAAGUGCUUCAAUCUAGAAGCCGGACAGAUCCCAGAUCUUCCCAAUGGCGUCUCUUUCGAUAAUUUUAUCAGAGGAUUGAAGAAAGGGUCAUUCAAGUUUAACUUGGUUAAGAAAAGUGUCCGGACGAUGGCUGAAGUCUUGGACGAGGCCGAAGCCUUUAUUCAUGAAUUAGAAAUAUGCAGUGCAUCCAAGGAUGGAAAGGCCGGCGAAGCGACGGACUCCUCAGGGAAGAAAGAGAAGAUAGACAGGAAAGUCCCACGAGUAAACGCUACUUGGGCUCUUUCGAAAGAACAUGAUACCAAUUCUCCCGGGCAGAAGAGAGGACACCCACAAGAGAGAGAAUAUUUCGAAUACAAUACAUACCUCCUCACAAUCCUAGUGGACGUCGGGACCAGGUUCGACCUUGAACGACCUUUCCCCAUGAAAUCGCCUGCUGAGAGAUUGCAGGAGCCUGAAGAGAGCCCUGGACGGCCUAGCCUCCAAGGGGCACCUAAAAAACUACUUGCAAAGAAGCACUCACGCCACGGGAAAAAUCAUUACAAGAAAAACAAGUCACCUGUCUCAGCUACAGAAGGAAAUCACAGCGGAGGAGGAUUUGUAGCCGUCAUAUCAGGAGGACCAGCAGUUGGAGGGCCCACCAUGAGGGGACAAAAAGAUUAUGCCCGCCGUCUAGGUCAGGUAAUGUUAUCGGGGAAAUCACCAGUGGACCCAUUCCCUCGGAUAGAAAUAUGUGAAUCGGACGGUGGACGUGUAGCCACCCCGCAUGACGACCCUCUCGUGGUCGAGAUCAAAAUCUCUAACAUGAGGGUAAAACGCAUCUUGAUAGAUACAGGAAGUUCAUCUGAUAUAAUGAGCAUGGAGUUCCUAAGCCGCCUAGCUCAUGACCCUAAAACCAUAGAGAGCAUCCACUACCCUAUCAUUGGCUUUGGAGGAAGCAUCAUACAUCUAGUGGGCGUCAUCAACUUGCCAGUUCGGAUUGGAGGGCAGAAUGAUGGGGGUAGAGUUCCUAAUCGUCAAAGAUUUGACGGCGUACAAUGUUAUUUUGGGACGUCCCACCUUGAACAAGAUUAA